AUGGAUUUUGGUGCUUCAUUUCAUGCUACUCACAGCAGUGAAGCACUGCAUAAUCUGAUAGAAGGUGACUUUCGAAAGGUAAAAUUAGUGAGUGAUAAGAUACUUGAUGUUACGGGCAUGGGUGACAUUGUUUUGAAGACUUCGGUCGGCUCACGGACUUUAGAAGAUGGCAUGGUUAUUCCAAGUUUGAAGAGGUACGAGGCGUCUGCUGACUUCUAUAAUAACCCAAAUGUUAACGAGGAUGGGACUGGUGGUGGCUUUUCAAUUUGUGGCAAUGUGUCAGCAUCUCAACCCUUAUCAAGUUAUACUCAAAUUGUAGAUGAUCUUUUAUCAGACAUUAGAGAUGCUACUCCAAAAACAUCUAAUUCAUAUGUAGCAAGUCUAAGGCGAAUCACGUACGAAAAUGCAACGGUGUAUGCUAUUACACAAUGUGCUGAAAACAUAAACCAAGACAUUUGCCAAGGAUGCAUGAAUACAGCGUACAACAAAUUAAAAGAAUGCCUUCCAAAUACAGAGGGGAAGUAUUUCGACAAUGCAUGUUUUGCAAGGUAUUCAGAGACUCCAUUAUUCAAUGACAACCAGACAAUAGAUAUAACAAAUAUUCUAAAAGGCGUUCAUUCAAACAAGGUAGCCAUAAUUGUUGGAGCCAUUGGUGGUUUAGUUCUCUUGUUCCUUAUAUUUGUUUUAUGCUUAUUUCGCGGACGGAAGAACUCCAAGAAGGCUGGACAAGUAAAUACUGAUAUCAUCUAUUCAUAUAUGGAACAUGCUUUGAACGAAGAGGAUUUAAAGGGAACACUAAACUAUGAUUAUAAGGAUCUGCAGUUGGCAACUAAUAAUUUUAGCAAAGAAAAUAUUCUAGGGAAAGGAGGUUUCGGUGAAGUGUACAAGGCAAUCAUUGAUGAUAAGAAUGUUGUGGCGGUGAAAAAACUUCAUGUACAAGAUGUUAGAGCAAAAGAAGAAUUCGAGAAUGAAGUUAAGCUUAUAAGUAACAUUCAUCAUCGAAAUCUUCUUCGUCUCCUUGGAUGGUCAAGUGAAGGAUCUGAUCUAUUUCUGGUCCUCGAAUAUAUGGCUAAUUCAAGCCUUGACCAAUUCCUAUGGGGCGCAAAAAAUGGGACUUUGGACUGGAACCAACGAUAUGAAAUAAUAUUGGGGAUAGCUAAAGGUCUUACUCAUCUACACAGUGAAUGCCAUGUAAAAAUCAUUCACAGAGAUAUUAAAUCAAGCAACAUUCUCCUCAGUGAUGAUUUUAAAGCCAAAAUAGCAGAUUUUGGGUUGGCAAUGUUUCAACCAGAAGAUGAAACUCAUGUUAACACCAAGUUUGCGGGGACAUUGGGAUAUGCAGCACCGGAGUACGUACUUCAUGGUGCUUUAUCAAAUAAGGUUGAUACUUACAACUUUGGUAUCGUGAUUCUUGAAAUUAUUAGUGGCCGAAGGUCUACUGACGUAAACUCUGAUAGGCCAUCCAUGGAAUACCUCCUUGAACAUGUGAGAUGCCAACUUUAA
This is a messenger RNA of Helianthus annuus (common sunflower), 1503 nucleotides long. Its product is annotated as cysteine-rich receptor-like protein kinase 2. Gene Ontology annotation, biological process: protein phosphorylation. The transcript is spliced from 7 exons. Gene Ontology annotation, molecular function: protein kinase activity; ATP binding. The coding region runs from base 1 to 1503 and encodes 500 amino acids. NCBI's taxonomy places the organism in Eukaryota, Viridiplantae, Streptophyta, Magnoliopsida, Asterales, Asteraceae. The record is from RefSeq and is a predicted model, not a curated record.